AUGUCAAGCGGACCCUUCAUUUGUGCCAAGUUUGACCCCAGCAAGACCUUCUUGGCUUCUGGGCAUAUUGCUUUGGACACCCAUCAAAUCAAAGUCCAAUCAGUAAACCCAUCCCAAUCACCACUCAAUACUUCAUUCAACCUUGACAAGUCCAGCAAGCUUACCCAGAUAUCAUGGAUCCCCUCAGCUGGUGAACAGCAUAUUUUAGCAUUAAGUUUGACCAAGGGUUCGAUCCUUAUCUAUUCUCCUUCGAGUAAUGAAAUUAUCACUGAAUUAACUACCCCAAGCCAUGCAUCUAUCUUGGACUUCCAUUUCUCAUUAUACACCCAGUCAGCAUGGUCUUGUGACAAUGGUGGAUCUAUCUAUGAAUGGGAUGUCGUGAAUCAUAAGUUGUUACAAAGCUUCAAUAUUAAUGAUGUGUUGGAAAACGCAGAAACCAUCAAUAGAAUCUCAAGUGUGAUGUAUAAUGAAAAGCCAUGCCUCUUGAUAGGAUCACAUUCUAUCUAUUUGAUUGAUAUCUCUUCCCGUCAAAUAAUAAAGACUUUCCCUGGUCAUAUCCAACCAAUCAACUCCAUUUUACCAGUUCCAAAUGACCCAGACUUGUUCUUGACAAGCGCUAAAGGUGACAGAUUCAUUAACCUUUACUCUAUCUCAAAGGGAACUACAAGAUCGGUCUUUGUAUCUCAAGUUUCUGUGUUAGACAUGGAUCUUGGUGUUCAAGGUGAAAAAUCCUUGUUGACAAGUAUCAAUGAAAAUGGUAACUUAGAAGUGUUCAACAAUCCAUUGAGUUUGUUAAUUCCCACUGCAUCCUCCGCACAGCAAGCAAAGAAGAAGAGAAGACAGGCUGCUCAAAUCCAAUCCAGGCCUUCUAACGGAACUGUCAAGUUGUCGAGACCAGAAACCGAAAUCAAGAACCCUAAUGAUUCUAACUUGAUGAUCAACUGUAUUAGUGUGUCUGGUGAUUCCAUUUUGGUCACCUGGUUGGAGAAUGGUAACGUGCCAUACUUCGAUUCUAUUAAGUGGAUCGACGAAUCAGGAACUUCCUUAAUCGAGUCUGACAAGGUUGUACUCAAAUCUAGACCAAACCUCAAACCAACUAGUCAUACUUCAUUUGGCCAUGAUGUUGCAUCAGCUAAAAUUUAUGAGGAAACGCAUACUAUUGUUAGUGAUGGUAACAACUACAAAGAUAUCGAUUACAACGAGGAUGAGGUCAGUGAGACCUUAGCUGAUAAGUUAGAAAAACUCACUACUGAUCAACAACCUAAAAAGAACCGCACCAAGAAAAAGUUGGGAACCAAGACAGGAACUUUAACCAUCGUUUUAGCACAAUCCUUAAGAAAUAAUGACCAUGCAUUGUUAGAAACUGUUUUGAGCAACAGAGAUCCGCAAGUUAUUCAAAACACUAUCAAGAAGCUUGAUUCUUCUUUAGCAGUUAUCUUGUUGGAUAAAUUGUCUGAAAAGAUUCAACGUCAAGCAAGCAAAUUUGAUCAAUUAAACUAUUGGUUGAAGUGGAUUGUGAUUAUUCAUGGAACUGUUUUAGCAUCGUUACCUAACUUAAGCAUCAAGCUCGCCAACUUGCACUCGGUGUUAAUUAAGAAGGCUAACACUUUACCAAGAUUGUUGGAAUUGCAAGGAAGAUUGAACAUGUUAUAUCAACAAAAUGACUUGAAGAGAGAAAUCUUAAUUCAAGAGUACGAGCAAGAUCAAGAGGACGAAGAAAGCGAUGUUGAAUACAACGAAGACAUAGAUGAUGCUGAGGCUAUGGGUAUCAUCGAAGAAGAUGAAUCCGACCAAGAUAUUGACAUGGAUGGACAUGACGAUUUUGAAGAAGAAAGCGACUUCGAGGAAGAGGAGGACGAAGAUUUGCAAGCUGCCAUUGAUUUGGACGGCCCUGAAGAAGAGGAGGAAGAGUAA
This is a messenger RNA of Suhomyces tanzawaensis NRRL Y-17324, 1914 nucleotides long. It is a transcript of the gene UTP5, whose product is annotated as Utp5p. Gene Ontology annotation, cellular component: nucleolus. Gene Ontology annotation, molecular function: protein binding. The transcript has a single exon. Lineage: Eukaryota; Fungi; Ascomycota; Pichiomycetes; Serinales; Debaryomycetaceae. Gene Ontology annotation, biological process: maturation of SSU-rRNA from tricistronic rRNA transcript (SSU-rRNA, 5.8S rRNA, LSU-rRNA). Bases 1 to 1914 code for a protein of 637 amino acids. The record is from RefSeq and is a predicted model, not a curated record.